AUGCCUUUUCAACACCCCUUUCAAGAAUCACAAUUUGACCUCUUCGACUGGUACCCCAAAUUUCGCGAGUGCCAAAGCCACUUCGUUGAGCACGCACAGCAUAGCGGCCCGGUACAAGCUGUGGCAGCCUUUGUGAAUAUACUGCUGCCCUUCCAGAAAGCGCAGAAAAACGAACGCGAGCCCUCAGAUAACACCGAGAGCGCGGCUUCCCUCGUGGCGCUGGUACCCUAUAUUCGCCGCCUUGUCGCCACUGGCUUUGACACACCAGCUGUCCUGCAUGGCUUUUUCGGAGACGAUUGGAGCGAGGGAAUUGGGCAGAUACAUGAAAUGGAGAGACGAAACUUUCUCUUUGCCGCCAAGUCGGAGAACUGGGUCAAUGUCAAGUCAAGUUAUGAUAUCGAGGACAGCCAAGCUGUGCCGUUUUUGCGACCACUUCAAGGCGCAACUGAGGAAGAGAUUCAAAGUGCUGAGUCAAGCUGGAGCGAGUGGUUAGCCAUGCAAGACUGGAUGUUAGGGCCACGCGCGCCGCCGGGGGAGCCCAACUAUGCCUACAGUCUUGCCUGGCAGAAGUCGAAGGCAGAAAGUGCCACCGAGGAGCGGGAGGAGCGCAAGAUAAAAGACCACCGCCUACAUACACCUCCGACGCCAGACAAUAACCCACUCUAA
Akanthomyces muscarius is the source of this 666-nucleotide messenger RNA. RefSeq lists its product as uncharacterized. The transcript has 4 exons. Lineage: Eukaryota; Fungi; Ascomycota; Sordariomycetes; Hypocreales; Cordycipitaceae. The record is from RefSeq and is a predicted model, not a curated record. Bases 1 to 666 code for a protein of 221 amino acids.